GGUCAGGGCUUGGCACAGCAGCUUAUAAUUUCAAGCUCGUCAAGUACACGUCGUCUCCAGCUGCCAUCAUGGCUUCAGUCCUGGUCCCAGUUUUAUACGUCGGAAUAGUCAUUUCAAGUUUAUUGCUCUUCAGUCAUUUCUAUAGAAAACGCACCGCAGGCAAGCUAUAUGAACCAUACUUUUCUUCGCAUCCAGAGCGCGAUGUCUACGUUUCCUUGUUGCAGAAGAGCGACCCUCCAGCUCAUGAAGCCCUUCUCAAAGCCGCUCUUGUUCGUCGUGCAAUGACAGACGUCACUCGCGUGGUUAAACUGCGGGAAGACAAGCCUGCUUUACAAAAUCUCCUACAGAAAGGGUCAAUCGGUGAUGACCUCUGGAACAGUCUCUUGCAAGCAGAGAAAGAGCUGGAAGCAGAAAUCAUGGAGGUCGUCGCAGAAGCCAAUACCUUUGUAGAGGGAUGGGGAGGCAUCAUAUUCCAGUCCGCUGGCGAGAUGAUUGCGAAUGAGAAGAUGCGCACCGUCUAUGAAGAGACCCCAGCAUCUAGAGAAAUAAAAGAACAAAAGUAUGGCAAAGUAGGAGCCAAGAUCGACCUUCCUCUACCCCAGCCAGUUCUUAUGCCCGGACCACCGCCACCUGGCCACCCCGCUCAUGCUGCUGCUCUCGCAGCAGCUGCAGCUGGAGGUGCCCAAGGUUCUGCUCCUGGAACUCCUGUCAAGCCCCCGAAUGGUCUCAUGCCACCCCGCACUAGUAGUACGAAGGCAGAGAGCGUGGCGUCGAGCGAUGGCGAGGGCCGCGAUACCCCAUCUCCUUCAAAAUCCUCCAAGAAGAAGAGCAAGAAACGGAAGUGAUCCCUUGCAUACGCACAUACCUUGUCCGUUUCAUGCAAUCUGCACAUGUUUUGCCGGAGUUC
Suillus clintonianus is the source of this 907-nucleotide messenger RNA. RefSeq names its product Pre protein translocase subunit Sec66-domain-containing protein. Lineage: Eukaryota; Fungi; Basidiomycota; Agaricomycetes; Boletales; Suillaceae. The transcript has 4 exons. The record is from RefSeq and is a predicted model, not a curated record. Gene Ontology annotation, cellular component: Sec62/Sec63 complex. The coding region runs from base 69 to 845 and encodes 258 amino acids. Gene Ontology annotation, biological process: post-translational protein targeting to membrane, translocation.